AUGGCUGCGGAGGUGAAAGGUGUGCGAGGCAGUAUGAAGCUGCCGCGAUAUUUGGUAAACCUUGGAGUCAACCCCGCGGCUUUGGCAUAUGCCAUGACCACUUUGGGAGCUGCCAUGAUCAACAACAUCUUUAGCUUCUACUAUGUGAAGCUCUUCAUCAACAAGUACCAGACAUCCGAGGGAGCUUUUCAACAAUCACAAGUGGUGUACAUGCUAUGGAAUGCCAUCAACGAUCCUCUCUUCGGAUACCUGCAGGACAACUCCAAAGUGCCGUGUUGCUCUCAACGCCGUCUCUCAAUCUUGUACGGCGCCCCGCUCUACUCAUUGGCGUUCCUCAUCGCCUGGUUCCCGUGGAGGUCGUACACUCCUGGUGACUGGUUGAGCGGCCUCCACUUGAUGGUUGCGUUGUGCGCCUUCGAUGGCCUGCUCACAUUUGUGUUGCUGGCUCAGUGCGCACUGUUUGCUGAGAUUUCCAGCCACCAUCAGAACAGGCUGAGACUCAUCAAGUAUAGCCAGGUGGCGUCACUGCUCGGCUCUUCAAGCGUUCUUUUUUGUGGCAUGCUGUCCAGAAACAUGGAGGACUUUGCAUCUUUCCAGGCGUUCAACGUGAUGGUGGCCAUCUUGAGCUGCUGCUGCAUGAUAUACACGGGCCUCUACAGCCAGAGCCAGUUCGACGACAAAUCGGCUGAGGAUUCCGUUGAGCCCGCCUCCAGUGAUUCCAAGUUUUCCUUCCCCAUGGUGAAAACGCUAAUGUGGCAAAUCUUCAUCAACAGGGACUUCCGACUUUUUGUCCUCAUGAACUUUUUCCAGGUUUUCAUGCUAGCUUUUUUUAAUAAUUUUACUUUGAUAUUUACCGAGCACCUGAUUCCUCCUGAUGUGCUUUCUUCACUGGCUAGAAGCGUCAUGUAUGGCGCUGGAUUUAUUUGUCCUCAGCUGUUGGUGUUGAGCUGUAACAGACUACUUCACAGCGUCGGUUACUACAGAAUAAUCCUGUACAGCUUCUACCUGGAGGUCUUUAUGGGGGUUUUUAUGCUAGUGCUCGGUCCUCAGAGCUAUCGAAUCCUGGCGUUAUUCCUCACUCUGAGCAUGGUCAUGGUGGCAGCUUCCUUCAGUCUGUUCAGCUUGCCUCUGGCAGAUAUCAUUGACAGUGAUAUGCAGAAAUACAAGCGCAGUUCCCCUAUUUCCUCCAUGGUGUUUGGGACCAACGCCCUGUUCACCAAACCUGCUCAGUCUUUGGCACCAAUGUUGGUGAUUAACAUUCUCAACCAGUUUGGUUAUGAGAAGCUAAAGGACGCUGGAAAGGAUGUAAACGCAAGUGCUCUGGAGAACCUCCACAGUGUCAUGUUCUACUUGGUGUGCGUGCUGCCAAUGUGUGUCGCCGCCAUUCAAGUCCUGGCAUGGAGGCCCUUUUCUAUACGGAGCAGUCACACUGUGGACAGCAAGUAUAUUGACAGCUAG
Molecule: messenger RNA, 1458 nt
Organism: Nerophis lumbriciformis (worm pipefish)
Lineage: Eukaryota; Metazoa; Chordata; Actinopteri; Syngnathiformes; Syngnathidae
Source: RefSeq, a predicted model, not a curated record